GUUUUCAUGCGGGUCUGUUCUGUGAGCCUCGGCUCGGUAAUCGGAUUGCAGAGUGCGUCCUCCACUCGUGACGUCAUCGAACAUGGGCGUGGCCUCCAAUGUUUGGGAUAAAUGCGUCAAGUGGUGCGCAUGAAGGGAUAAAGGAUCGGUGGUGUUUAUUGUGUGAGUAAUAUAGGUCAAGGACGCUAAAGCUCAGAAGAGGUAGAGAGAGCUGCUGAAAAACGGUCGGGCUGCAGAAGUGUGAUGCUGGGCAGCGAGGACAAGGCAGAGGCCGUGCACAGGAACGGAGCCACUCAACCUACAGCACAGCAGCCUCUGAAGAAUUUAGGUAUCCAGGAUAAUGCAGAUGUAAAGACCAUGCUGCAUGGCUCCUCCAUGUUAAAGGUGCGUUCCCCUUGCUGGCAGAGGAAACGCAUGCUACAGCUGCAGGAUGAUGGCGUCACAGUGCGUUGUGAAUCCAGUGGUACCUUCAGCAAGACCAAAACCUUCUCGGUAAUGGAGGUGGAGUGUGUGCGUGAGGGCUGUCAGUCAGAGACCCUGCGCAGGCUGGCUGGCUCUGUCCCAGAGGACCAGUGUCUGACCAUUGUCUUUAAGGGAGCGAAGAAGAGUUUGGACUUGCAGUGUGAGAGUGUAGAGGAGGCACAGCACUGGGCCCGGGGGAUCUGCACCCUACAAGAUCGAAUCAACAACAUGAGUCAUACUGAGAAACUCGACCACUGGAUACAUGGCUACCUGAAGCAGGCAGAUUUAAACCAGGAUGGGAAGAUGUCUUAUGAAGAAGUGCAGACACUCCUCCAGAUGAUCAACAUAGACCUCGAUGAGCAAUAUGCCCUUCAAUUGUUCAAGAAAUGUGACCGCUCAGCGGACGAUCGUCUGGACCACAGUGAGAUCGAGCUGUUUUGUCGUGAGCUGUUGCGUCGACCCGAGCUAGACGCAGUGUUCCGGGAAUACUCGUCCAACGGCCGUGUGCUGUCCACUGUGGAUCUGUGUGAAUUUCUGAAAGACCAAGGAGAAGACAACACCCUUGUCCAUGCGCAGAGUCUCAUCCUUACUUAUGAACUCAACGAGUGGGCUCGGAAAAACCAGCUCAUGACAGCAAACGGGUUCACCAUGUACAUGCUGUCGAAGGAGAAUGUUGUGUUCGAUCCAGAGCAUGGCUUAGUGUAUCAGGAUAUGAGCCAACCGCUCAGUCACUACUUCAUCUCCUCUUCCCACAACACCUACCUUACCAAAGACCAGGUCAUGGGCGAGAGCAGUGCCGAGCCGUAUAUCCGAGCUCUUAGCCAUGGCUGUCGCUGUGUUGAGCUCGAUUGUUGGGAUGGAGAUAGAGAACCGGUGAUUUAUCAUGGCCAUACCCUUACUUCCAAAGUACCUUUCAGAGAGGUGGUGGAGGCCAUUGCUGAGUAUGCGUUUAAGGCCUCUCCUUACCCUCUGAUUCUGUCUCUGGAGAAUCACUGUUCAGUGGAACAGCAGGAAGUUAUGGCCCAGCAGCUGCGCUCUAUCCUGGGGGAUAAACUGCUCACUAAACCCCUUAACAAUCAUAAGUGUGACAGCCUUCCCUCACCAGAGGAGCUGAAAGGGAAAAUCCUGGUGAAGGGAAAGAAGGAACAAGUGGAGCAGGAGGACUCCAGUUCAUCUGAGUCCAGCUGCUCUGAAGAUGAGAGUAAAGCUGAGGGCAAAGUCAAGGCAAAGAAAGAGAGCAAGAAGUGUACGUGUGCUUCUUCUCCGAAGGUGUCUAAGCUGAGUCCAGAGCUCUCUGACCUGGUAGUGUACACUUGCAGCGCUCCGUUUAAAGGCUUUGAUCAGGCAGCCAAGAGACCUCCUUUUGAAAUGUCCUCCUUCUCUGAAAGCAAAGCUCUUAGGCAUAUCAAAAACUCAGGGAAGUUUUUUGUACGGCAUAACAGCUGGCAGCUCAGCAGGAUCUACCCUUCUGGUCAGCGCCUGCAGUCCUCCAACUACAACCCUCAGGACAUGUGGAACGCCGGCUGCCAGAUUGUGGCACUAAACUUCCAGACACACGGGGAGCAGAUGGAUCUAAAUCAAGGGCGCUUCUUACCCAAUGGACGCUGCGGAUAUGUACUAAAGCCCAGCUUUCUGUGCCAGCCUGACUCCGAGUUCAAUCCUGAAAACACGGGGGGAGGACCAGGACACAACCCUACUCUCCUCAUUAUUAAGGUCAUCUCAGCCCAGCAGCUGCCUAAGCCAAACACAGAGAAACUCAAAUCUAUUGUUGACCCUAUGGUCUGGGUGGAGAUUCACGGGGCUCCCAUAGACAACAACAAGAAAAAGACACACCGCAUUGACAAUAACGGCUUUAACCCCAGGUGGGACUGCACCUUUAAGUUUCUGUUACAUGUGCCAGAGCUGGUCCUAGUUCGCUUUUUAGUGGAGGAUCAUGACUACACAGCACGAAAUGAGUUCCUGGGCCAGUUCACUCUCCCAUUCACCAGCAUGCGCACAGGUUACAGACAUGUGCGGCUACUGAGAGCAGACGGUUCAAGACUUACGCCUGCCAGCCUCUUCAUUCACGUCAAGGUCAAACCCAAUUACAGCAGCCACAAGCAUGUCAUGUCAACCAAAGCCUAGUCAAACACAGGAAAUAUAAUCAUCCAGCACCUGGACUACUGACUGGGUUACAACGGUUGAUAUUUUAAUGUACAGUAAUAAUGACUUAAUUUAUAUUCUGUCUGUGUGUUAUUGUUUAUUCUUUAAAUAGGGAACUCAAUGAGAAAGAUGCGAUGCAAAUUAAUCACAGAGACCAAACACAAAAAGCUGAGGAGUAUAUUCACUGCAGAAUAUAAACCAGGUUUGUCUCAAUAAAGCCAGAGGUUUUUCAGGUCCCCGCAUUGCCACAGGGGAUUAUAUGCAUUAAUGAAGUAACAAAACCGGUCAAGAUAUUUAUUAUGUAAUUAUAUAAUGUCUUUAGAAAUGAUGAAACAAUACAGUAGGUUUCAGGUUUUUUUUUUGUCAUGUAACGUGUCAAAUGUAGCAGUAUUUAUUAAAAUCCUUUAGGUAUCUCUUGCAACUGAAGAAUACUGUUGUUUAAAAUGACACUGUGCUUAAACUGAGCAUGAUGAGGUUUCGAGAGCAUUGUGGUGCUCAUGGAUUGCAAAUGUAGCCUUUUUUUUCUCUCUUGAUUGUUGGGAAAGAGUUGUUGGCAAAAAGCAUAUUGGCAAUGUGAUCAUAAAAACACUGAAACUGGACAGAAAAAAUGUCUUGCUAAAAAUGUACCAUCCAGUACAAACCUUUCAGGGCUGAUAUGAACAAUGCUGUUUAUUUUAUAUAAUAGGUUAAAAAAAAAAAAAAAACUUAACUGCUGAAGUAAUCUUUUUGACAUGAUGGUGAUGAUCUGCAUCACUCACUGUUAUUCCUGUCUAUUUGUCAUAUUUAUAUUAUUAUAAGUUUAAGGAUUACUAAUCAAAAUUCACAAUUCUGUUGUUUUGGACAGAACCUGAUGUUUGCAUGUGUGAAUAUUCUGAAUAAUUUAACAUGUACAUGAGACCCUGCUUUAAAAAAAUGUAUAUGGCUAUUACAGCCCUGACUACCAUUCCUUAAGUAAGUAACAUUCCAUCUGCACACAUGCAUUGUUUUAGCUGUAGAACCACAACCUUAUUAUAAUUAUAAGUUUAAUUUUGGAGGUCAGGUUCUUUUAACUCUGAUAAAGCUGAGACACCAGCAUCUGUUUUUAGACAGUAUAUAGUCCCCCCCCCAUUUAAUUCUGAGACUGAUAAAAUCAUACAUUCUUUUUGUACAACAAUCCUAAUGCUUUUAAAACCUUGUUGAACAGGUCUGCCAGAUGUGUUGGAAUUAAGAAGCACUUCAUUAUUUUGUUUAGUUAUCAUGUGCUAGUAAAUGCAAAUUAGUAAGGAGAAAUGAAAACCCUUGCUGUUUUUGUUAUUUGAAAAAUGUGAUGGUAAUGGUGAAAAGGGAAACAGCUUAUUUGCACUGUUGAAGAAGCCAUACUGUUACCUAUGUGAGAUGUAUGUAUUACAGCCAUCAAUAAGUCUAUAGAAUUGUCAUGUACUGUACUGUAAUGCCAAAAUAUUUCAUUUGUAAUCUCCAAAUAUACAUAAUAAACACUUUUUUUUGUUGUUAAA
Messenger RNA from Ictalurus punctatus (channel catfish), 4097 nucleotides. It is a transcript of the gene plcd3b, whose product is annotated as phospholipase C, delta 3b. The coding region runs from base 244 to 2586 and encodes 780 amino acids. The transcript is spliced from 15 exons. Gene Ontology annotation, molecular function: phosphatidylinositol-4,5-bisphosphate phospholipase C activity; calcium ion binding. NCBI's taxonomy places the organism in Eukaryota, Metazoa, Chordata, Actinopteri, Siluriformes, Ictaluridae. Gene Ontology annotation, biological process: lipid metabolic process; intracellular signal transduction. The record is from RefSeq and is a predicted model, not a curated record.